This is a messenger RNA of Cicer arietinum (chickpea), 4221 nucleotides long. RefSeq names its product pleiotropic drug resistance protein 1-like. The record is from RefSeq and is a predicted model, not a curated record. Gene Ontology annotation, molecular function: ABC-type transporter activity; ATP hydrolysis activity; ATP binding. Gene Ontology annotation, cellular component: membrane. NCBI's taxonomy places the organism in Eukaryota, Viridiplantae, Streptophyta, Magnoliopsida, Fabales, Fabaceae.
AUGGAAAUCAAUAGAAGUGAUAGUGAGAGAAUAUUCAGUAAGAGGAGCUUUGAAGUGGAUAAUGUCUUCCCUAACUCUUUUAAUAGGGAAGACAAUGAUGAUGAAGAGGCUUUGAAAUGGGAUGCACUUCAAAGACUUCCAACUGUUGCACGUUUGAGGAGAGGUUUGUUUACUACUUCUGAUGGAGUGGCCAAUGAAAUUGAUGUAAACAAACUUGGUUUGCAAGAAAGAAAAUAUUUGCUUGAGAAACUUAUCAGAAUUGCUGAUGUUGAUAAUGAAAAGUUGUUGUUGAAGCUUAAGGAUCGUGUUGAUAGAGUUGGAAUUGCUAUUCCUACAAUUGAAGUAAGAUUUGAGCAUCUGAAUAUUGAAGCACAAGUUCAAGUAGGAAAUAGAGCUUUGCCUACCCUUACUAACUACUGUCUUGACACGGUAGAGGGUCCGUUUAACUAUAUACUAAGAAGAAGAAAAAAACGUGUGAACAUUCUCCAGAAUUGUAGUGGAAUAAUAAAGCCUGGCAGGUUGACAUUGCUUUUGGGUCCUCCAAGUUCUGGGAAGACGACACUGCUUUUGGCAUUGGCCGGAAAACUUGAUCCAAAUCUAAAGUUCAAUGGGAAAGUGAGUUAUAAUGGUCAUGAGAUGAAUGAGUUUGUACCCCAAAGAACUGCUGCUUAUGUCAGUCAAAAUGAUCUUCACAUUGGAGAAAUGACUGUUAGAGAAACUCUUGCCUUCUCAGCAAGAUUCCAAGGUGUUGGGCCUCGAUAUGAUAUGCUAGCAGAGGUAUCAAGAAGAGAAAGAGAGAAAAACAUUAUCCCUGAUCCAGAUAUUGAUAUCUUAAUGAAGGCUGUUGCAAUUGAGGGCCAAGGAGCAAAUAUUGUUAUAGAUUAUAUUUUAAAGAUUUUGGGACUAGAGGCCUGUGCAGAUACUGUAGUGGGAAAUGCAAUGUUAAGAGGUGUCUCAGGAGGACAAAGAAAACGGGUUACGACAGGGGAGAUGCUGGUAGGACCAGCUAAGGCACUUUUCAUGGAUGAAAUAUCUACUGGUUUGGAUAGCUCAACAACUUUUCAAGUUGUGAAAUCAGUGAAGCAGUAUGUCAACCUUCUCAAGGGAACUGCUGUGAUCUCACUCUUGCAGCCACCACCGGAGACUUACAAUCUUUUCGACGACAUUAUUCUACUCUCUCAGGGAUAUAUUGUGUACCAGGGACCCUGUGAACAUGUGCUUGAUUUUUUUGGUUCAUUAGGUUUUGUGUGUCCUAAGAGAAAAUCUGUGGCAGACUUUUUACAAGAAGUGACAUCAAUGAAAGACCAAGAGCAAUAUUGGGCAGAAAAAGAGAAACCUUAUACAUUUGUGACACCUAAAGAGUUUGCAGAGGUAUUUGAGUCAUAUCAUGUUGGGAGAAGCAUUGGUAAUGAACUUGUUACACCAUUUGACAAGUCUAAAAGUCACCCAGCUGCUUUGACAACCAACAAGUAUGGAGUUGGAAAAUGGGAAUUGUUCAAAGUUUGCUUUGAAAGAGAAUAUUUACUCAUGAAGCGCAAUUCAUUUUACCAUAAAUUCAAACUUUGCCAAGUUGCUUUCAUGGCCAUCGUUACCAUGACUGUUUUCCUCCGAACUGAAAUGCACCGCAAUUCAGUGACCGAUGGGGGCAUUUAUGCCGGUGCAUUGUUCUUUGCAAAUUUGGUGAUUAUGUUAAAUGGAUUUGCUGAACUUUCUGUAACUGUUUCGAGGCUUCCUGUGUUUUACAAGCAAAGGGACCUUCUAUUUUUCCCUUCUUGGGCAUAUGCUCUUCCCUCAUGGAUCCUUAAAAUCCCUGUUACAUUAUCUGAAGCAGCUGUUUGGAUAUUCCUCACCUAUUUUGUCAUCGGUUAUGAUCCUGAAGUUGGAAGAUUUUUUAGGCAAUUCCUUCUUCUCCUGGUUAUCAACCAAAUGGGUUCUUCAUUAUUCCGAUUUCUUGGAGCAGUUGGUAGAGAAAUGACAGUUGCUGUAACACUUGGGUCGUUUACAUUGACCUUGUUCAUUGCCAUGGGUGGUUUUGCCCUCUCCAAAGAUAAGAUAAAGGAUGAGUGGAUAUGGGGUUUUUGGAUAUCUCCUAUCAUGUAUGCGCAAAAUGCCUUAGUGAAUAACGAGUUCCUAGGGAAGCAAUGGAGACAUGUCCUUCCUAACUCAACGGAACCGCUAGGAGUUGAAGUUUUAAAAUCUCGUGGGUUCUUUGUUGAGUCGUACUGGUAUUGGUUAGCUCUUGGGGCAUUGCUUGGAUAUACAAUACUAUUCAACUUUAAUUACAUUCUUGCUCUGACUUACCUCAAUCCAACUGCGAAGCAUCAGGUUACGAAAUCAGAACAAUCUCCAAGCGAUGAGAUUGAGGAGAAUGAUGGAAGAAAAAGAGGAAUGAUUCUUCCUUUUGAACAACAUUCUAUCACCUUUGAUGAAGUAACAUAUUCUGUAGACAUGCCUCAGGAAAUGCGGAGUCAAGGUGUCCUUGAAGAUAAGUUGGUUCUAUUGAAAGGUGUCAGCGGAUCUUUUAGGCCAGGAGUUCUUACUGCACUUAUGGGUGUCACUGGUGCUGGCAAAACAACUUUGAUGGAUGUACUUGCUGGUAGAAAAAGUGGGGGAUAUAUUACUGGGAACAUCACAGUUUCUGGGUAUCCGAAAAAUCAAGAAACAUUUGCGAGAAUUUCAGGAUACUGUGAGCAAAAUGAUAUACACUCUCCUAAUAUUACUGUCUAUGAAUCCUUGGUUUAUUCAGCAUGGCUGCGAUUGCCGGAGGAUAUCAAUGCAGAAACCAGGAAGAUGUUCAUCGAGGAAGUCAUGGAGCUAGUGGAGUUGAACACACUAAGGGAUGCAAUUGUUGGUCUCCCUGGUGUUAGUGGUCUCUCAACUGAGCAGCGUAAGAGGUUGACCAUUGCAGUUGAGUUGGUGGGUAAUCCUUCUAUCAUAUUCAUGGAUGAGCCAACUUCUGGGCUAGAUGCAAGAGCUGCGGCUAUUGUCAUGAGAGCAGUUAGAAACAUAGUGGACACUGGAAGAACAAUUGUUUGUACCAUUCACCAGCCUAGCAUUGAUAUCUUCGAAUCUUUUGAUGAGCUUUUCCUAAUGAAGCAAGGAGGACAAGAGAUAUAUGUGGGACCACUUGGGCGUCAGUCUUCAGAUUUAAUUAAUUACUUAGAGGGAAUCGAAGGUGUUAGUAGGAUUAAAGAUGGCUCCAAUCCAGCAACUUGGAUGUUGGAAGUCACAAAUUCAGCAAGAGAAAUGGAAUUGGAGAUUAAUUUUGCCGACGUGUACAGAAAUUCAGAGUUAUACAGGAGAAACAAAUCUCUUAUUGAGGAAUUGAGCACUCCAGCUCCUGGUUCAAAGAACCUUAGUUUUCCUUCAAAGUACUCGAGGUCCUUUUCUAUCCAAUGUAUGGCUUGUUUAUGGAAACAACAUUGGUCUUACUGGCGCAAUCCGGAGUACAAUGCCAUAAGGUUUAUCUUCACAACUGGUGUCGCCCUGUUUCUUGGGAGCAUGAACUGGAAAAUUGGCUCCAAAAUUCAAAACCAACAAGAUUUAUUUAAUUCCAUGGGCUUUAUGUACACUACUACUUUGCUUAUUGGUACCAAGAAUUGCAAUUCAGUGCAACCAGUGGUAGCUGUAGAGCGAGUAGUCUUUUACAGGGAAAGGGCUGCAGGAAUGUAUUCAUCAUUGGCAUAUGCUGUUUCUCAGGCUCUAAUUGAAGUUCCUUAUAAUUUUGUACAAGUUGUAAUUUAUGGGAUUAUAGUUUACACAAUGAUUGGUUAUGAGUUGAGCAUCACUAAAUUUUGUUGGUACAUAUUUUUCAUGUUCUUCACCUUCCUUUACUACACCUUCUACGGUCUGAUGACAGCAGCCAUGACCCCAAACCAAUCCAUGGCUGCUUUAUUAUGCAGUGCGUCCAAUUCAUUAUGGAAUCUCUUCUCAGGAUUCAUAAUCCCACAGCCAAGGAUCCCUGUAUGGUGGAGAUGGUUCUAUUGGAUAAAUCCAGUGGCUUGGACUUUAAAUGGGUUGGUGACUUCACAGUUUGGAGAUAUAAAGGAUGAUUUGAAGUCUAAUGGAAUAACUGUUCCAAUACAAGACUUUUUACAUAAUUACUUUGGUUUCAAGCAUGAUUUGUUGGGAGUGGUUGCAGUUGUAGUUAUUGCGUUUACAAUCACUUUUGUAUUUGUCUUCGCCAUAUCCAUUAAGACAUUAAAUUUCCAACGGCGAUGA